GGGCUGUGAGGGAGUGACAGAGCGGUGAUGAGAGCUUCAGCAUUGCCACCAGUGCAGGAGCACCUCGUCUCCUUGGGCAGAGCUGCUUCCUCCUCACGGCACCGCUGCAGCCCACGGCCCUGCGCCCACCAUCUCAUGCUCUGAGCUCAGAGCUUGCAUGUGGCACCCCCAGCUCUGCACCUUGCACCCUGCGGACCCCCAUCCUCACCGUGGCACAGCCCAGCAGUCCCUCUGCCCGGCACCCUGCACCUCAUGCACCUUGCACCCAUGCACCUUUCAUCCCUUGUGCCCUACAUCCUUCAUUCCAUAAACACUGCACCUUUCAUCCUAUGCAUACUUCAUCCCUUGCACCCUCAAGUCUGCAUCCAUGCACCCUACACCCUUCAUUCCCCACACACUACACCCUACACCCCAUGCACCCUUCAUUCCAUUCACCCUACUUCUCAUGCACCCUUCUUCCAAUGCACUCUACACCCUCCAUCCCAUGCACCCUCCAUCCAAUGCACUACACCCUACAUCCCACGUACCCUUAUUCCCUUGCACCCUUCAUCCCUCAUACCCUACACCCUCCUUCCCAUGCACCCUUCAUCCAAUGCACCCUACACCCUCCAUCCCAUGCACUCUUCAUCCAGUACUCUACACCCUACAUCCUAUUUAUCCUUUUUCCUACCCUUCAUCCCUCAUACCCUACACCCUCCAUCCUGUGCACCCUCCAUCCAAUGCACUACACCCUACAUCCCACGUAUCCUUAUUCCCGUGCACCCUUCAUCCCUCGUACCCUACACCCUCCAUCCCGUACGCCCUCCAUCCAAUGCACUACACCCUACAUCCUUCACCCCGCCUCCCGCCGCCGGUUCAGCACCGCGGACAGCGCCUCGCCGGUCCCGGUGUCGGUCCCGGUGUCGGUCCCGGUGCUCUGAGGGCACUGAGCCCAACACACACCGACAGAUGCCGGGGGAACUCUCCCUUCCCCUGUGCUCCGAGCACCAAAGCGAGCAGGGAGGAGAACUGGGACCAACAGGAGCCGUGGAGGAAAAGCACAAGAACCGAACCGCAACGUCCGCUCAUAAACCCAAAGAGAUGCCGACCUCUCACCAGGAAGCAAGCCCUCAGACCCCCACACCGGACCAGCCCACCCCCCCAUUUUGCAAAGCGAGACAACCGCCACCCCUCUCAGCACUCCGGCUGCUACCCCCGGUGGGGUGAGCACCCCCCGACGCCCUCCGCCCCCACCCACCACCUCCUUUGGCACAGCCUCAGUUUCCCCCCCUCUGCGAACCUCUUGCACUGCCUGCAAGGAAACGUCCUAAAAACGCCAGACAAAAAAAAAACCAACAACAACACACGAUGUCCUCUCUGCAAACCCACAGACUGAAGCGUUUCUGUCCAGACUGAAGGAGGCUUCCGCACGGGUUUGCACCUUGCCUCUGUACUGCUCGCUUCUUUUUUUAACGAUAGGGGAAAGCAUAAUAGUUUAUUUUAACUAUGAAAUAUAUUGCUAUAUUACAAAGGUUAUUGUAACUUUCAAUUAUGGUUUUGUACCCGACCAGUUGUCGGCAGGCAGAGACGCCCUCCUGCUGCCAAUGUCUGUUUCUGAGUACAGUCACUGCGGGGCCGGGGCUGGCGGGAGCUCCCUGCCCCCCCCCUCCCCCCAGCACAACCCCCUUCCCGAUCCCUUCCACCCCAAGGCGUUAAUCCCCACUGGGAUCCUAAAUUUGUGUAGCACCGGGGCUUUGCUUUGCGCUUUUCUCGGCCUCCUGAAAGCCAUUCCCUUCUCCUGGCCCCAUUCGCCCCACGGGGUGGAGGCUUUGGGGACGGAGCAGUGCAGGGCGCAUCGCUUCUCCCUCCCCUGUUGGACCUCAGCAACCCAACCGCUCCGAGUUCAGGGAUCACCCAUCCAUCCUCCUCCAAGGGGCAGGAGGGCUGCGGGGUCCCACUCUCUUCUUCCUCUCAGGUCAACGCGUCCCCAGCACGGGGAUGAUGGGGUGAGGGCAUCCCCGCGUCCCCACUGGUGGCACCGCAGGUAAGGAUUUGGCACAGGGAGGCCAUGGGGUGCCCGGAGGUUUUGCUCCCUUCCAUCUCAGGCUGUGGUUGUGUAGGAUGGAGGUGCAGCCCCGAAUUUAGGAGAGGGACGUGGUGAGGUUGCAUGGAUUGUCCCAGCUCAGCCUUCCCGCUCUCAGUGUGCACUCGGGGGGCAUCUCAGCAUCGUGUGCAGGACGAGGUCUGUAGGGAAAUAGUCUUAAAGCUCCCUGUGCAGCCCUGCUCUGCGCUCCUGGCUGCUUCCUUCCAUGUGGAGCCGCAGCCAGGGUUGGGCAUGGCACCCGGGACCAAUUCCUGCUGCCUUCCUCCAGCACAGCAAAAUCCCCUACGCAGCUCCUCUAUCUCCCCCCAUCCCCACAGCGCUGUCACUGUUAUCAGUUAUCACUAUCAGAGCCCGUUAACUCACCCAGAGCUGCAGGUCCUUGCAGCAGCUGAGAGCUCGGAGGGCUCCUUGGAGGGGUGAAGCCCCCCCAGCAGCUCCAGCUGCCCCUCGUUGGGCCCAGCUGGGGGGGGGGGGGUUCCUGGGAUUUAUAGCCAGGCUGGAGGAGAAGGGCUGGCUCCUUUCCUUGUGAGUGGUGGUGAAGGCAUUACUGAUCCCUCCUGUUGGGGCUGGGAUCUGUAGGGUGCUCGGGCCCUUGUGCUCCUCCCAUCCUCAGCCAUCUCACAGCCCUGUGAUCCCCAGGUAGGUGAGCUGGGGUAUCUCUUUUGGGGGGGGGGGAUGCUGCUGCUGGGGGGCUCUGCUCUGCUUCCUGCCCCAUCUUCUCCCCGCUUGGCUCCCCAAGGGCUGUAGGGAGGAUUUAAUGGGGGGAAAGCCCUACUGCUUGGGGGCUUCUUGAUGAACAUCUCACAGAUGAGCCCCAUCUGUGCCCCAUUCCCUGAGCAAAGAGCAGGUCUGCAGCCCGCAGGACGCACUCUUCUCCACCUCCUAUUCAAAGCAUCCCCCCCCCCUGCACUGCACAACCCAACACGGCCCUACAGAGCUGCUUGGGGCUGCGGUGAGGAUCCGGCCCCACACUCGUGUCCCUCCUCCCGAUCUGCGCAUGGCCCUGAAGUGGGGAAGGGAACGGGCCCUGCCCGUCCCAGCAGCAUUGCCAUAAACCGAGCUGUACCCAGAAACAGGCGCGUUUUAAACUAUGGCUUUAACCUGUUCACUGUAAAAAGUGCCUUGGACUUUAAUCUGAAGAGGUCAGUAUCUAUAAAUAUUUACCUGUGCGGGUGUGUAAGUAUGCAGAUCUCGAUGUAUAGUUACACACACAAAUAUAUGACAUAUACGUACCUAUAUAAACGCUUCAGACCCCUCU
This is a messenger RNA of Gallus gallus (chicken), 3341 nucleotides long. RefSeq names its product proline-rich receptor-like protein kinase PERK2. The transcript has a single exon. The coding region runs from base 253 to 1206 and encodes 317 amino acids. Lineage: Eukaryota; Metazoa; Chordata; Aves; Galliformes; Phasianidae. The record is from RefSeq and is a predicted model, not a curated record.